Messenger RNA from Hypanus sabinus (Atlantic stingray), 2092 nucleotides. Its product is annotated as zinc finger protein 235-like. The record is from RefSeq and is a predicted model, not a curated record. The transcript has a single exon. The coding region runs from base 54 to 1193 and encodes 379 amino acids. Lineage: Eukaryota; Metazoa; Chordata; Chondrichthyes; Myliobatiformes; Dasyatidae.
GGAUGGUCAUCUGCUGAAUUUUUGGGGAAGGAUUUACUCGGUCAUCUCACCUAAUGGCGCUCCAGCGAGUUCACACUGGGGAGAAGCCGUUCAUCUGCUCAGUCUGUGGGAAGGGAUUCACUCAGUCAUCCAAACUAGAAAGUCAUCAGCGAGUUCACACUGGGGAGAAGCCGUUCACCUGCUCGGACUGUGGGAAGGGAUUCACUCACUCAUCCACCCUAGUGAGUCAUCAGCGAGUUCACACUGGGGAGAGGCCAUUCACCUGCUCGACUUGUGGGAAGAGAUUCACUCAGUCAUCCAACCUACAGAGACAUCAGCGAGUUCACUCCGGAGAGAGGCCGUUCAUCUGCUCAGACUGUGGGAAGAGAUUCACUCUUUCAUACAAACUGCAGAGUCAUCAACGAGUUCACACUGGGGAGAAGCCGUUCACCUGCUCAGUCUGUGGGAAGAGAUUCACUCAGUCAUCCAACCUACGGCGUCAUCAGCGAGUUCACACUGGGGAAAAGCCGUUCACCUGCUCAGAAUGUGGGAAGGGAUUCACUCACACAUCCCAUUUACAGAGACACCAGCGAGUUCACACUGGGGAGAGGUCAUUCACCUGCUCAGAAUGUGGAAAGGGAUUCACUCACACAUCCCAUCUACAGAGACACCAGCGAGUUCACACUGGGGAGAAGCCGUUCACCUGCUCCGUCUGUGGGAAGGGAUUCAAUCGGUCAUCCACCCUAAAGAUUCAUCAGCGUGUUCACACUGGAGAGAGGCCGUUCACCUGCUCAGAAUGUGGGAAGAGAUUCACUCUGUCAUGUAACCUGCAGACACAUCAGCGAGUUCACACAGGCGAGAAGCCAUUCACCUGCUCCGUCUGUGGGAAGAGAUUCAGUAAGUCAUCCAACUUACUGGUACAUCAUCGAGCUCACACUGGUGAGAAGCCGUUCACCUGCUCAUUCUGUGGGAAGAGAUUCACUGAGUCAUCCCGCCUACAGAAUCAUCAGCGAGUUCACACUGGGGAGAAGCCAUUCACCUGCUCAGUCUGUGGGAAGAGAUUCACUGAGUCAUCCCGCCUACAGAGUCAUCAGCGAGUUCACACUGGGGAGAGGACAUUCACCUGCUCGGAAUGUGGGAAGGGAUUCAUUCAGUCAUCCAGCCUUCAUAGUCAUCAGCGAGUUCACACAGGGGAGAGGCCGUUCAGCUGCUAAGAAUGUGCGAACGGAUACAUUCAGUCAUCCCAACUACUGGCACAUCAGUCAGUUCACAAUGGGGAGUGGAUGUUGUUAAGUAUCCCUAGGUAUCGUUUGCUGUGGACUGUUAUUUUAUAUGAGAGAGAGAGAGAAGAGAGGAGAGAGAGAGAGAGAGAGAGAGAGAGAGAGAGAGAGAGAGAGAGAGAGAGAGAGAGAGAGAGAGAGAGAGAGAGAGAGAGAGAGAGAGAGAGAGAGAGAGAGAGAGAGAGAGAGAGAGACUGAGACAGACUCGCAGCUUGUUUAAUAUUAACCGAGGACACAGACACUCAGAGCCAGACAGAAACGAAGGAGGAGAAAUGGAACAGUCAACACAAAGGAACUAGUGGCCAAGGGUCACUAUUUGUGACUUUCCUAUGCCCACAAGGGUGGGUUAAUUAUUGAUUCAACAUAAUGUACAUCGAAUGUGGGGUUGUCACCUCGUUUGAUCCAUAGGAGUGGAUCUGAUUGGGAUAUCCUGUGAAGACCACUGAUGUGUUAACCCUUGCCUGGGUGUGUUGUGGUAAUUCACUUGAAGACAGUACCCCUUUUGAUAAGUCAUUUUCGAAGAUAAUUUGUAUGUGGAUUUGGAACGACGGAUAAAAUCUACAGCAACUGUUCUCUCGCUUUACCACCGUGGAACCUGUGGAACAUAAUUGCCUUCUCUCGACAUUUAGCCUGGAUUACAAACAUCUCUCUCACAUCACCUAUUCCGUGAAUGAACUGAACUUUCAUACUUUACCAUCUCAGGACUCCCAGUCUCGAUUCCCCUAAUCUCAAUAGUUUGGGAGUUACAUUUACACACAUAUAUACACAUUACUCUGUGAACUUUUGUUUAUCUUGCUCAAGUUUCUAUAUAAUAAGUACAUACUAAUAAAGAG